AUGGUAAACGAAGAACUAGCUCUGUCUCCAACAUCAUUAUCUCUCGAAACAGCAAAGUCGUGUGUCAUAAUUUCUACAGAAUCAUCCAUUAGCAUAUAUGAUCUUUAUACUAAUCAACGACGUCUUCUCAUUUUAAUAUUACUUUCUCUAGCUGGUAUUGUAUUACCAUUUUCUGAUACUGUUUAUUUGCCUGCUUUGGCAGAAAUAGAACAUGAUUUGCAUGCCAGCACUGUACUUGUCGAUUAUACAAUUUCAGCAUAUCUUAUUUCGGCUGGUAUCGCUGGAUUUCUCUGGGGACCAUUGAGUGAUCGAUUCGGUCGUAAGAUUAUUCUUAUCGUUACUUUUAUCCUGUUCUUGGCUUUCACCAUCGUAUGUGCUCUAGCACGUACUAUUGCUGUUUUACUCGUGUUUCGUUCAUUGCAAGGUGCAGUAAUAUGUGCAUCGUUCGUUGUGGGUCAAAGUGCUGUUGUUGAUAUAUAUCCACCAGAAAAAAUUGGUUUCGCUAUGGGUCUCUUUCUCGUUCCAUUACUUGUUGGACCUAUCAUUGGACCAUUUAUCGGCGGAAUAUUAUCUAGCGUAUUUGGUUGGCGAAGCACUUUUAUAGCGCUGGGUAUCAUGACUAUUAUUGCUACUCUUAUGAUUUUUUUUUUCGUUCCUGAAACUCAUCCUCAUCUUGUAUUUCAGAGAUUGUCACGAAAGUUACAGAAAAAUUCUGCCGAUAAAAAUACAAAAGCUGCAUUGAAUAUACGAGAAACUGAUAUCAUUAUGAAGCCACGUUUCAUACCACCAUGGCGUUCAUUGAUAUUUUUAUUCGAUAUGACACUGAUUCCUCAUAUUGCUCUGUGCAAUAGCAAUUUUUCUAUUCUAUUUCUUUUAUUUACCGACAUGUCCAAUCGACUAACUGAAAAACCUUAUUUACUCUCACCAUUUUCCAUAGGUCUCUGUUACAUUCCAACUGGUAUCGGAUCACUAACGGGAAGUUUAUGUGGUGGUUGGAUUUCUGAUUGGUCAGCAAAACGUUUUCCUCGAGCGAUUGAAGGUCGUCUCAUAUUUAAUUUGAUCGGCUCUUUUCUAUGUCCUUUUGGAUUAUUAUUGUGUGGAUGGUCAUUUCAUUUUAAUCUUCAUCUAGCUGGACCACUAAUUGGUUCAACAUUAUUUUGCUUCGGUGAGACAUUUAUGUUCACAAGUACUUCUGCAUUUGCUACGAUAAAAAAACCAACAAUGGCUGGUACUAUUCUUGCUCUAAUCAGUUCGAUCGGCUUCUUAUCUUCUGGUAUUGGAAUUAUUGUUAUCAUUCCAUUAUUCAAAAUACUUAAGUUUGGAUACUUGUUUAGCAUCUUAGCUGCAAUUGUUUUCUUGCUUAUAUGUAUAUCGGGGAUGGUUAUCAUAUUCCAAAUACGUAAAUCAAACUUGACGACUACUCAUUCUAAUAUUAUGAAAACUACCCCUUCGUCACAUGCAUUAAUUGAUCAAUCAAAAGAUAUCAUUCCAAUCCAGUUCUUUUAA
Messenger RNA from Adineta steineri, 1506 nucleotides. The record is from the annotation of a GenBank genome assembly. Lineage: Eukaryota; Metazoa; Rotifera; Eurotatoria; Adinetida; Adinetidae.